CAGCGUAUUGACACUCUUGGCUGCUACUCACUAGUCCUUGAGUUUAAUUUGGCUCUGAGGCUCUCCAGUGUCCUCUCUCCACCAUGAUCUUCCUACUGCUCUUCCCUGUCCUCGUCUUAGGUGAAAUUCAAUUACAAAGCAAUGUCUCAUCCAAUGUAACAUUUGAAGAUAAUGAAAGUUUUCAGGAGCAGGAGAAUCUCCAUGUUUUUCGCCACUGCAAUGAGAGCCUCCUAGAACAAGUCAGCUACGUCAUAUGCUGGAAUCAGUUUGACUCUGAAAUGAAAAACAUCAACAAGGAACUCUGGUGUGAAUGGGACCAAGUCAUCAGACCAUACAAUGAGCUGACCAAAUGUAUCGAGAGCCUGACCACCUACUUAGGAUGUUACUUCCCGAACCAAGUGGUGCAAGACUUCUUCAUCCAGAUCCAUUCCAGCUUCUUCCAGGCAUGUCCGGAGGAGGAGCAGUUAUUUCCUGAUGCCCCCUCCGGUGUUGUGCUUACCCUUACCCUCAUUCCAGUCAGUCUCAUCCCCAUCUUGGUUUUCCUAGUGGUCUGGAAGAGCAAGAUCUGCGACUAAGUUGGAAAUGUUGAAUAUGUGCUUUUUGAAUGUGUCUUAGGUCCCUUCCUGAAACAGCCCCUAAUAAUUCCCUCUAAGUAUUUUCUUAUAAUGUGUUUAUUUUUAAAAUAUUUUUAUUGUAUGUAUAUUAAGAUUGUUUCUAUUUGUAUAUUUGUAAUGUUGCAAAAUACAUUGACUUAUUUCUUUCACAAAAAAGUAUUAUAAUUGUGUCUAUUCUGAAACAACCCCAUGCCAAUAUAUUUAUAUUGUAAUACAGUAUAAGGGCAAUAAGUACCUAGAAUUAAUUCACUGUAGAUGGUCUGUAGUCAUAUUUAUAUUUACUUUUAACAUAUUCUAUUAACAUAUUUACUUUUUACUAUAUGUAAUUUAAGCCACUGGGGUUGCUCUUCAAAAGGGGUCCCCCACAUUUAGCUGUCAUGUACACUGAAAUAAAACUAAACCACAAAACAAAUGGACAGAAAUAAUAUCCACAACAGUCCCAUAGUAUAAAAGUGAAAAGGGGGCCGGAUAUCAACUGCAACUACAGGGACAUCGUGUUUUCUGGACCCUUUUUGGACCCUCCCCUAAUCCCAGUGUCACUAUAGCUCGUGCUAUACCUAUACAUUGUCUUCCCUUGGUCUCCUGCUUGGAAAUUCUAGGGAAUGAUUCAGAUAAGGUAUAUAUAUAGCAGCCAUUAACACUGAAUCAAUCUUUCAGAAGACUGUUUGUUUACCUUAUGCAUGAGAGUGAAUGCGUGGCAGAUACAUUGUAGUAUCACCAGACCUGGGUCAUACAUAUGAGUCAAAUACUUUCAAAUACUUGAGAUGCACUUGAUUGAGUUUACAAUGGGACCAAUGGAAUAGUCCCAAAAGAGCAAACCCCAAGCUUAAUCAAAUGAAAGUAUUUGACCCAGGUCCGGUAAUUAGGUCAGAGGUCACCUUCAGCCAGCCCAAUUUCCUACUGUCAUAUAGUCAGUGAAUAAUAUAACAUACUGUGCUCAGCCAACCAAACAUGCUAUUGGUCUGUUGGAGUGUUCAUUGUGUGCUGCUAAAUAUCUCUGUUGGAGCACUGCCUAACACUGGGAAUCAAUGAAGUGCAUCCAACUCAACCAUGCCAUACAGCCAGUUGUUGAUACCCAAGAUCUUUAGGCAGUAGUCCAGUCCUGGAUCGGGACUACUAGUGCUGUGGUACCUGCACAAACUAGCCUUUUAUUACACUACAAUUUAGUGCAAUAGCAAAUGUACCUCCACUUUCAAUGCUAAGACAACUGUUGUAUGAUGUUUCCUGUGCUGGUGUGGUUGUGAAGAGGCGAGUAUAUCAAGUAACUUGAGUUACAGAGAGGGGUAACUUAUUAUUUGAAUAAUCAAGAAGCUAGUUCUCACCGUUUUUCUGAAUGAAUACAGUGGCUCACCAUGGGCCAAUCCAGUUGCAUUGUCGAGAGAGAGAAAGAUUAAGUGGUUGUUUGAAUAACGAUAGCCUUGUUAACUUUCACAUGCUUAUUAGUUCAGUGGGGAAAUGCGGACUGCUUGGAACAGGGCAAAUUCUUUUGGGUGAUUAAACCUUAUCUAAACUCACCGUUUCACCCACGGUUGUGGUUAGAUGCACUGCUGACAAUCAGCCGUUUGACAUUUCACAGUUGUAAGGUGAGGCUAUGUCGAGAUGGCAUAAGGCGCCACCUACUGUCUCAAAGCUGUAAAGACAACUCCAGUCAACCGUAUGCAGUUUGGUACAGUAUACACAUACAGGUAACUGACAAAAUAGAGGAAACACCAACAUAAAGUGUCUUGGGGCAUUGGGCCAUCCACCACGAGACAGAACAGCUUCAAUGCACAAUGGCAUAUAGUCUACAAGUGUCUGGAACUCUAUUGGAGGGUUGUGACACUUCUUCCACGAGAACUUCCAUAAAUUGGUGUUUUGUUGACGGUGGUGGAAAACGCUGUACCAGGCUCCGCUCCAGAAUCUCCC
Salvelinus namaycush (lake trout) is the source of this 2519-nucleotide messenger RNA. Its product is annotated as receptor activity-modifying protein 1-like. Lineage: Eukaryota; Metazoa; Chordata; Actinopteri; Salmoniformes; Salmonidae. Gene Ontology annotation, cellular component: signaling receptor complex; membrane; cell surface. The transcript has 4 exons. Gene Ontology annotation, molecular function: coreceptor activity. Bases 84 to 575 code for a protein of 163 amino acids. The record is from RefSeq and is a predicted model, not a curated record. Gene Ontology annotation, biological process: calcium ion transport; receptor internalization; protein localization to plasma membrane.